Molecule: messenger RNA, 1935 nt
Organism: Truncatella angustata
Lineage: Eukaryota; Fungi; Ascomycota; Sordariomycetes; Amphisphaeriales; Sporocadaceae
Product: RNA polymerase II-associated
Exons: 2
Coding region: 241-1689 (482 amino acids)
Biological process (GO): transcription elongation by RNA polymerase II
Cellular component (GO): Cdc73/Paf1 complex
Molecular function (GO): RNA polymerase II complex binding; chromatin binding
Source: RefSeq, a predicted model, not a curated record
UACAACUGCAACUGCAACUGGGACUUUUCCGCGACUCGGCCGGCUACCUGACGACGAGCUCUGCAACUUUGCGAAAUCCUCAUCACGUCGCGCGCCUUUCAUAUCUUGAGCCAACACCAUCGGCUCUUCUUCUCUCGCUCACACCUCUCCCUUUUGUUUACAUAGAUAGCAAUUUCUACUCGCAACGCUGCGCUACGCUACAUUCUGCCAGCACCCACCCGCCGGCCAAACUCCCUCACGAUGGCGUCCUCGUCGCGUAACAGCGACAAUCGUCCAAUUCACCAGGACUUCAUUGCGCGCAUCCGAUACUCUAAUGCGCUCCCUCCGCCCCCGAACCCACCCAAGCUACUCGAUAUUCCCAACACCGGUCUUGCAAGUGGCCAAUACACAGAGCCUGGCUUUGCGUCGCGGCUCGCUCGUGAGCAGCCGCUGAACAUCGAGGCCGAUGCCGAGCUUGGUAUGCCACUGGACCUGGUAGGAAUGCCAGGCAUCUUUGAUGGAGACGAGAGUUCUAUCCAGGCACCUGCACAAGCUCCUCAACCACACCCACACGACAAGCCUCUGCUCAGAUCUAUACAACAGCUAGGCAAGCCCAAGACGGACAACGCCGCAGUCUCCUUCCUUCGCCGUACCGAGUACAUCUCUUCGGCAGGCUCCAAGGCAACGGGCAGCAACCCUCUCCGCGCUCUCAAUACCACCCCAGCAGCUCGCCGCAUAGCCAAGCGGAAGGCUUCUCCGGAGCCUGACAAGGACUCGCCUGCCUAUGUCAAGAGAAAGAUCGACCAGAGCUUUUCCAUUACCGAGCAGAACCUCAGGGACAAGACUCGUAUCCGGCACCCUACGAAACGCAACCUCAAGCUUGUCGAAACCUACCCCUUGUUGCCCGACCUGGAGGCCUUCCCGGACUCUGGCACCUACGUCACCAUCAAGUUUCUUACCAACCCCGUCGGCAAAUCCACCAAAUACGAUUCCCGCCUUCUGAAUGGUGUCUUCAGGCCCAUCGCCAAGACUGACGUCGAGGAAGCCGCCAUCCAGGCUGCCCGCGAGGCAUAUGAACUGGAUCCUCAGAACAACCCUAGACCUGCCGACACCAUGCACUACGACUACUACCUCAACGAUACCGAAUCCAACGGCAAGAAGUUUAGGCAACGAUUCGACCUCGACAACCCAAACCACGACGAUGAAUCCCUCUACCCUCACAAGCACGAUUCCGAAGGCUGCUUCCAGUUCUCCAGAUUACGCGCCUACGAGACCGCCCACGAGACAGAACUUGACCACAGGUCAAAGUAUGACGAGGAACUCAUCAUCGCCUUUAAUGAUGACGAAUCGUCCCUGCACCAGAAGGCUGUCUACUAUUAUCCUGUCAUGCAGCGAUCUCAAAUCAGGCCACAGCGUACCAAGAACAUCGCUCGUAAGAUAGGAAUUGCGGACGAAGAGGAGCAGAUCAUUGACCAAUUGGAUAUCACUGUUGAUGAUCCCUCGGACGAGAUCAAGGAGCAGGCAGAACGUUUCAAGCGCGAUCCUUAUGGCCUUGAGGGUGAGGGUGAGGGUGAGGAGGAGGAGGCUGCCGACGAGGAAGUGCAUCAGAAUGGUAAUGUCCAUGAGGACACGAAUGGUCGAUCGAGAUCUCGAACCCCUCCUGCCCACUCGGACGAAGAGCUCGAUGCUGAGGGCGAUGAAGAGGAUUAGUAAUUCCCUUCUGCUGUACAGCUAGCUGCAUAGAGUGGUCGAGAAAACCGAGAGCAAGUCAUCUCAACUUGCCAAAGUAUGGAGUUCUGAUUGGCCAUUGUUCGGUAAAUGCAUGGGUAUGGCGUGGAAUUUUUCAAAAUACUGUGAUAGAAGAAAUUGUAUGAGAGCAUUUACGUGAUCCUUACUCUGCAUGGAAGAAAAAAAACCAAUCACUCGUAUUUUUGGAAAGGGUUAGUUAGUGUCGUU